AAAUGGAAUGUUGCGCAGGACCCAAUCAUCGCUGGCGCGCACCUAUCCAGGUUCCCCAAAACCGAUGGCAAGAGCGCCCCUAAAACCUGCGACGCCCGCAGUGUCGUUCCUAUUUCUGCUCUUCAGUCUGCCUGCGUCCUCCCGCGUGCAUCUCCCUUCCUGCUCCACGUACUACUCGUACUAAUUGCAGCUUCUUACACUCUUUUGUCCAGGCUCGCGCCUGCUUUAUUCUGCAACUCUCGCUCACGCUUUUGUUUGUUUCGCACAACUCUCGCUCCACCCUAAUAUCCUGACUUACCCAAACUCACAAUGAAGACCUCCGCCAUCACCGUGGCCAUCCUCGCCGCCGGUGCCGCGGCCACUCCGGCUGCGCCAUUGGCGCCGCGUGCUUCGUCGUUGCCCACUGUCUCCAUCAAGGGAAAUGCCUUUUUCGCUGGCGGAAAGCGUUUCUACAUCCGUGGUGUCGACUACCAGCCCGGGGGCUCGUCCGCCAACGAGGAUCCCAUUGCCAAUGCCGAGACGUGCAAGCGUGACGUCGCCAAGUUCAAGGAGCUUGGCCUGAACACCAUCCGUGUCUACACCGUCGACAACUCCAAGAACCACGAUGAGUGCAUGCAGGCACUUUCCGAUGCCGGCAUCUACCUGGCACUGGACGUCAACAACCCCAAUUACUCCAUCAAUCGUGCGAAGCCCGCCAAGUCGUACAACAAGGUCUACCUGCAGAGCGUUUUCGCUACCAUCGAUGCAUUCCAGAAGUACGACAACACGCUCAUGUUCUUCUCCGGAAACGAGGUGAUCAAUGAUGACAAGACGACCGAGUGUGCUCCUUAUGUCAAGGCCACAGACCGUGACAUGAGGUCAUACAUCAACGCUCGUGGUUACCGCAAGAUCCCCGUCGGUUACUCAGCCGCCGAUGUCUCCGAGAACCGCAUGCAGAUGGCUGCGUACAUGAACUGUGGUCCCGAUGGCGCGCGUAGCGACUUCUUUGCCUUCAACGACUACUCCUGGUGUGAUCCUAACACUUUUGAGAAGACUGAUUGGGGCAUGAAGGCUAAGAACUUCUCUGACUACAGCAUUCCUCUCUUCCUCUCUGAGUACGGCUGCAAGACCAACACCCGUACUUUCAAUGCCGUCAGCGCUCUCUACGACACCUCCAAGAUGACCCCGGUCUACUCUGGUGGCUUGGUCUACGAGUAUUCCGAGGAAGCUGACAAUGCUGGCUUUGGAUUGGUCAAGAUCACGAGCUCCACUGAGGUCGAAGACAAGGACGACUUCACCGCUCUCAAGAAGGCCCUAUCCAACACCCCGGCUCCUACCGGAGAUGGUGGAUAUAAGACCGACGGCAAGAUCUCCGAGUGCCCACAAAAGUCCUCCACCUGGGACGUCGAUCUCAAGGACGACGAGCUGCCCGCUACGCCUGACGGUGUUUCGGACUACAUGAAGAACGGUGCCGGCAAGGCCCCUGGCCUUACGGGCGGCAGCCAGGACGCUGGUUCCGACAAGGUCGACACUGCUCCUGCUGCCUCUGGCGCUGUUACUUCUGGUGCUUCCGAGACCGGUGGCGCCUCCAAGCCCACAGACAGCAAGGGUGCCGCUGCUGGUCCUCUUGCGCCUGAAUUCUCUUUCGCACCUAUUGCGUGCGGCCUAGUGGUCUUGGUUUCCUCCCUAUUCGGUGGAUCCCUUCUUUUGUAAAGUCAGCGUGCCGCGUCCGAGGGUCUGUCAUGAUCAGCGACCCACGGCUCGAGCUGCUACUAUAUGGUCACCUUUCUUUGCGGUAAUCAGUUCAUGGAUCUCGUUCGGCGUUUGCCAGUUUUUCUGGUCGGGCUGGCUGGCGUUUUGAUAGAACAUCAUGUACACUUUGCAUAGUACAUAAUAGUAAGGCAGUUCUGAAUGUUACAUGUUACCUUCGUA
Paraphaeosphaeria sporulosa is the source of this 1911-nucleotide messenger RNA. RefSeq names its product putative 1,3-beta-glucanosyltransferase gel1. Gene Ontology annotation, molecular function: 1,3-beta-glucanosyltransferase activity. Gene Ontology annotation, cellular component: fungal-type cell wall; cytoplasm. Gene Ontology annotation, biological process: fungal-type cell wall (1->3)-beta-D-glucan biosynthetic process. NCBI's taxonomy places the organism in Eukaryota, Fungi, Ascomycota, Dothideomycetes, Pleosporales, Didymosphaeriaceae. The transcript is spliced from 3 exons. The coding region runs from base 310 to 1692 and encodes 460 amino acids. The record is from RefSeq and is a predicted model, not a curated record.